Messenger RNA from Closterium sp. Naga37s-1, 1119 nucleotides. NCBI's taxonomy places the organism in Eukaryota, Viridiplantae, Streptophyta, Zygnematophyceae, Desmidiales, Closteriaceae. The record is from the annotation of a GenBank genome assembly.
AUGGCGGCCAAUGACGCGCUGCCAGCUGUCCUGGUGGUGAACGACGAUGGGAUCGAGGCUCCGGGAAUCAAGGCGCUCGUGGCGGUGCUCGGCUCGGCUGGCUUCUGCCGCGUCUUCGUCUGCGCGCCCGACGUGGAGAGGUCAGCGUGUGCGCAGUCCAUCACCAUCCGGGAGACGCUCGAGGCGAAUCUGGUGGAGGACUAUGAGGGCGCUGCUGUGGCAUACUCGCUCACAGGCACACCGGCAGACUGUGCGUCUAUGGGGCUUUCUGGCCAGCUCUUCAAGGGCAUCAAGCCCCUCCUGGUCAUCAGCGGCAUCAACAAGGGCGCCAACACAGGCCGCCAAGUCAUCUAUUCCGGCACGGUGGCGGGCGCAAGGGAGGCCGUAAUUCAGGGCGCUCCAGGCAUCUCCAUCUCCCUCGACUGGGCCGCUGCAAGCACUGACGCCCACUUUUCUCCCGCUGCUGCCACGUGUCUGCCUCUCAUUCGCUGCGUUCUCGAGGCAGCAACCACUGGUCAGCUAUCCAGCAGCGGGGGAGACCCGCUGCUGCUGAACGUGAACGUGCCGCUUGACCCCGUCAAGUCCAAGGGCUUUAAGCUCGCCCAGCAAGGUCACGCGAGGGUGGCCUUCCCCUGGACGCACAUCGCCAAGAAGCGCACUGGAGUGCAGCUCGCAGGCAUGGGGGGAGCGGCAGCAGGGGGAAGGGGCCUGCCAGGCAUGAUGGGGGGCAGGGGCCUGCCGGGGAUGAUGGGAGGGAGGGGGCUGCCGGGUAUGGUGGGAGGGAGGGGCCUCCCGGGCAUGACUGGGCCCCCCGCGGUGUCGCUGGCUGAAAUCGGAUCGGUUGCCUCUGCUGCUGGCGCAGCGCGGUCCAAGACUCCUGGCGAGGAGAGCAAGGAGGAUGGCGGGGACGAGCCGUGGCAGCCGCUUCAUAAGAUGCACUUCCGACACGAGCCGAGUGGGUGGGAUGUGCUUGACAAGGACCCCGCCUUUGACUCCGCUGCUCUUGCUCUCGGCUAUGUGACACUCACGCCGCUCGCCAUCACUGCUGCCAUCGACAUCCACUCACGGCUCAAGGAGGACCUGGCGUGGCUCGCGCCGCUGCUGCCCCACGAUGCCUAA